UUUCAAACAUUUUAUGUUUAUUUAAUAUUUCAUGAAAUUUUCAAAUCUAACGGUUAGUGGUUACCAGGGUAACGCGUGCGUUACCUAUUAUUAUUAUUGUAGCGAUAUAUUAUUUUAAAUUACACCGUGUAUGAGGUUUAAGAGAGGUUAGAGGAGGAAGAUGAGGCAGGUGCAGCGCAGUGUAUAUUAUAUCGAUAAGACCGGGUUCUAGUUUCUAGCAACCAUCUUUUCUAAAUAAUAAAAAUAAAACGUUCGUAGCGGUAAUAUAAUUAUCUAUACCUAUCUAUACACACGCCGUAUAAAUACACCCACCUAUACAGUACCACCUACACGAUUUGACAAAGGAUACCAUGAGCAGCGGUGCAGACGACAAAAUGAAAGAAGAAGACAACGAAUGCCGUACAAUGAGACCGAAACUGAAAUACUCUCUGUCGUACUGCCCGUCAAUGUCUAGGCCGUUGGAUUUCAGCUUAAAAGGUCCCGUGCCGAUUUACAUACAUAAAAAACAGAAAGUUCUCACCGGUUGUUCGUACAUCGAACUCAAGUUGCAAAAACACUCAAAGGUGGGCGAAAUAACGUUCAGAAACUAUUACACGGCCAGCGUGAGCGUGCUACUGUUGAGAUCAAAUACACUACAAGGACCUGCGAUGGGAUCGAGAAAUUGGGAGGUGGGCAUCAAAAACCGAACUCUGAUGAACCAGCCGCACUGUGAGAACGGCGCCCAAGACUAUUUCUCGCUGUUUUCCACCGAGGCGUGGAACAACGUUUCAAAGCUUAAAAUCAUACUCAGACAACCAUCACCAAUGUGUAAGACAUUCCACCUGGAAGAAAUCAAGCUGUACGCCGACGUGCCCAGGUUUGGCCGGCCGUUUUUCGAGCAAAAACUACCGCCUUAUCUGAUCCAUAACACCACGGCAGCCAUUUCGUGGAGACCGAAUACAAAGACCUACAAUGAAACACAAUUUGCACAUAGACCAGACACAAACAACAAGACUCCAUGUCUUGGUUAUGUAGUUGAACAAGUGCCAAACAAUUAUGACAGUUCAAAAAUAAUGUAAGUUGAGAACCUUAGAAAAAAGAUUCAAGUCAUCUAACAAAAUAACUAUACAUUAUAAAUACAAAUUUUUGACACAAGAACAACAAUAAUAAAAACUUACUCUUUUCAUUUUAUUGCAAAAGUAUUA
Myzus persicae (green peach aphid) is the source of this 1184-nucleotide messenger RNA. RefSeq lists its product as uncharacterized. The record is from RefSeq and is a predicted model, not a curated record. The transcript is spliced from 6 exons. Gene Ontology annotation, cellular component: nucleoplasm. Lineage: Eukaryota; Metazoa; Arthropoda; Insecta; Hemiptera; Aphididae. The coding region runs from base 351 to 1058 and encodes 235 amino acids.